UCUAUCCCGUCGCUUGUCUUCGACCAACGGGUACCUCGCUCGCAAUUAAGCCCAAACAAGGAUUUUUCCUUAGUACAUUUUACCGCAGUAUUAAGGAUUUAUUCAAACUUUUCUACGUGUACUUUGAGGCGAGGCCGGAGUAGAAGAGCCCAUCCGUUUCCCGUUCCAGGUCAAACUAACAAGCCAUGCACUUGCCUCCCUCGCUCCCCAGCCUCCUCCUCCUCCUCUUCCCCCUCCUCUCCUGGGGUCCCAGGUUGUCGCAGGCCGCCAAGAUUAUCGUGGUGCCACCCAUCAUGUUCGAGUCGCACCUGUACAUCUUUAAGACGCUGGCCACUGCGUUGCACAGCGAGGGCCACGAGACCCACUUCUUGGUGUCGGAGGGGCGCGAGGUGCCCCCCUCGCCCCACUAUCACUUCCAGCGCUACGCGGGCAUCUUCAACAGCACCACGGCCGACAACUUCCUCCAGUCCAAAGUCAGCAACAUCUUCUCGGGCCGCCUGACAGCGUUGGAGCUCUUUGACAUCCUCGACCAUUACUCGCAGAACUGCGACGCCGUGGUGGGGAGCGCCGAGGUCAUGACCCGCCUCAAGGAGGCUGAGUUCGACCUCCUGCUGGUGGACCCCAAUGAGAUGUGCGGCUUCGUCAUCGCCCACAUCCUGGGCGUCCAGUACGCCGUGUUCAGCACGGGGCUGUGGUACCCGGCGGAGGUGGGCGCGCCGGCACCGCUGUCCUACGUCCCUGAGUUCAACUCCCUCCUGACGGACCGCAUGUCGCUGGCCCAGAGGAUUACCAACACGGCCGUCUACCUCGUGUCCCGCUUCGGGGUCCAGUACCUGGUGCUGCCCAAGUACGACCGCAUCAUGAGGAAGCACGGCGUGCUGCCUCAGGCCUCCAUGCACGACCUGGUCCAGGGGAGUCGACUGUGGAUGCUCUGCACCGACAUGGCGCUGGAGUUCCCCCGGCCUACCCUGCCUCACGUGGUCUACGUAGGAGGCAUCCUCACCAAGCCACCCAACCCUCUGCCGCAGGAGUUCGAAGCGUGGGUCAGCGACACGGCGGAGCAUGGCUUUGUGGUGGUGUCGUUCGGUGCCGGGGUCAAGUACCUCUCCAAUGACAUCGCUCACAAGCUGGCUGGUGCCCUAGCCAGACUGCCCCAGCGUGUGGUCUGGAGGUUUUCUGGAAUCCCGCCCACUAACCUCGGCAACAACACCAAACUUGUUGAUUGGAUGCCACAAAACGACCUAUUGGGCCACCCCAACACUCGGGCCUUCCUCAGCCACGGCGGGCUGAACAGCAUUUAUGAGGCCAUGUACCAUGGAGUGCCCGUGGUGGGGGUGCCCCUGUUCGGUGACCACUAUGACACCAUGACGCGCGUGUCGGCCAAGGGCAUGGGGGUCAUGCUGCACUGGAAGAGCAUGACGGAGGAGGACCUCCACGCCGCACUGAUCAGUGUCAUCAACGACAGCAGGUACCGCCAGAGAGCCCAGGUCCUCUCCACCAUCCACAAGGACCAGCCGGGCCACCCAGUAACCAGGGCCGUCUAUUGGAUUAGCUACCUCCUUCGUCACAAUGGCGCCAGCCACUUACGCUCCUCUGUCUACUCUGUCCCCACCUACCAGUACUUCCUAUUGGAUGUGGUCCUUGCCAUGGGUUUGGGCUUUGCUCUGAUUGGCUACCUCCUCAUGCGGAUAGGAAGGCUCUUGAGGUCAAAGUUUGGGGGUCAGGGGAGUGGAGCCGCAACGGUCGCCGGGGACAGUGACGACACCGACAGCAACUUGGCGAAUGGACAUUGCCACAGCAACGGUGUGGCGAACGGGAAACACAAACGCAACGGUGCACUGCGGAACGAGAAGAAGACAAAGUAGGGAGCAUAUUGGCAGAGAGAGGGAGUAGGAGGGGUUUGGGCUUUAGGAACUGAUCCAGAGUCAGUUUGUGGGCUCUCCUCCCUGGUUUUACGACAUAGGGAGAAGGGAUCAAAAACUGAUUCUAGUUCAGUGUCUAAAGUCGUCUUCUACCCCAAACAGUCACAAGAACAGGGGCAAUGAGACGCAAUGCAUCAUGGGGGACAGUGGAAGGGAUGGGACAAACUUGUGUGUGUGCUCGUGUGCGUUUGUGCGUGAGUGUGUGUUGAGGAGAGCCGAUUAACAGUACACAACAGACACUAACCACAAUCCCAACAACAACAACAACAACUACAGCAAAAGAGUCGGAAAGCCAAAGUCCAAGAGGAAAGAUUAGAGUGAAAGAAAAGUCAUUGUGAGAGGACAUUUUGUUCCUCCCUGCUCUGUUUAACUCCUUCCCUCACACCACUCUUCUUUCUCUCCUCUCUUCUCUGGAGCGAGAUAGACAAAUAGAGGGAUGACUUAAACAUCCAACCCUUCAUUCCUAAACAACAACAAAAACAACUACAAAAAGACGGUUUAAUUUGAGAAAUGAAUCUUUUAGUUUUCUUUUUAUUCUUUUUUUUUAUGACAAACUAUGUUACUGCACAGCACAUGUCAGACUUCAGACUGUAAAUAGAACACAUCUAUUUAUUACUGUAAAAAUGCAUUUAAAAAUACGUGUUAACUAAUUUCUUGUCUAAUUUACUUGUAUCCUGUGUGUUGCAGGCACUACAGUAGGACACACACUCCUGUUAGUUAUGUCAAACUCCUAUCACAAUAACUGACUGUUCAGUUGUGGCUGUACCAACUAGCCAUAUUUCAAGAUUUGCAGUUUGACCUGUUUGUUUUGUACUUCCUUGUAGCUAAUAGACAAGAGUUUCCCCACCCCAUGAUUAUAUCUUAUUGUAAUUAAAGUGAAGGAAUAUACUGUACUCUACUAUAUGUCCCAACCAAGAUGACACUGGCCCAAGUCCUGAUUUGCCCUUUCAGACAGAGCCUCAAGUAAGUUUAUCUAUUAGUAUUGAUUAAUUAAUGAACUAAUUGCCACAUUUCGGGUGCAGAAAUUGACCGUGCACCCUCUUCAGUAUGAUUGGUUACUGAAUUAAGAUGCUUUUUGUAAUUAAUUGAUAUUUUUUGUAAUGAAGCACCAUCAAUUGUAAUUUGGUAGUGAUAUUGGCCCCUGUAGGUAUAAAUGCUACUGUGUUUGUAAGUGUCUCACUCUGUAGGGGAGUGCACCUCAAGCUUAUAGAGAUUGUGUGGAGUUACAGGUUGCUGCCAUACUGGAGUGCAGUACAGGUGGCUGGUGAUGAAUUCAAAUAUGUUUGGCAGUGGGAUCUGAAGGUGUGUGCAAUAGAACAUCACAUACAAUGCCCCCCCCCCCCCCCCGCAUUCAUUUAAUAUCCAUUUUUUGCUAUGUUGUGUUUUCCAAGCAUGUGUCUGUGUUGGCUAUUGGUAAAGAGAGAUUCAGUAAUGCCAAGCUGAACCAGACAGUUAUACCCUGGUCCUAAUCAUAUAUUUCCUAUGACUAGGGAGACACGGGUUAACGUUUAUCAACACUAGUGUGUAGCCUAACCAUGCCCGGCUUGGCUCAGUUUGGCUCGUAGUGUGACCCGGGUCAAAUUAGAAUGGGGCGACAUUUGUCUAUGAGUAUCUCAGCAGUCUUUUCUUGUGGUUGCCUUCACUUUUUCCCCCUCUCUCUCUUUCCUCUCCCAUCAUUUCACCUUCCUCUCUUCAGGCCUUCACGUCUCCAGCCUCUCUCCUCUCCCUUUCUCACACCUUUCUCUCCCUCUAAACAAAUAAAUGUGACAUUGUGAACAUAAUAGCUGCUAGGGGUGGGAAAAAAUAUAUAGAUACGGGAACAUAUCACUACUUUAUUUUGUAAUAAAUGAUCGAUACACUGGCAGCAAAUUUCAAUAUUUUUAUAAACUGAUGUUGCGUUCCCACUGAAAUGACUCGAAAUUACAAUUAGUUUAAGGAACCUUUGGAGGAACCGUGAAGAUUAGGCAAAUAGUCUGGGGACGUAUGAAUGGCGACUGCUCCUUCCGGUCCUUCCAGUCCAGGAGGAGGCAGUGAUGUAGAGGACUACACAACAUAUUUGUGCGACACUGCAAUAAUAACAAAGCAUGGAGGAGAUUCAAGCUUUGCCGCUGGUUGUGAUGCAUUGCUUUGCUAAAGAGGUCAUUGAGAAGACAUUGCAGUGGUAGUAAAGCAAAUUCAGAUUACUCAACAGACUUGGUGGUUGAAAUAAAACGUUGCGUGCACUCAACCAAUCAAAAUGCUGUGUGCACUCAACCCAAUCAGUGCCCAAGUACAUGUCCCGAGUAGGGACUUUGCAAGGGCUAAACGUUUUACAUGGAACUUAAUUUAGACCCUGCCCCGUGUGGUGGAAACACACAGAGUACCUCCAGA
Osmerus eperlanus (European smelt) is the source of this 4292-nucleotide messenger RNA. RefSeq names its product UDP glycosyltransferase 8 (gene ugt8). Gene Ontology annotation, molecular function: N-acylsphingosine galactosyltransferase activity. The transcript is spliced from 6 exons. Bases 186 to 1865 code for a protein of 559 amino acids. Gene Ontology annotation, biological process: galactosylceramide biosynthetic process. The record is from RefSeq and is a predicted model, not a curated record. Gene Ontology annotation, cellular component: endoplasmic reticulum. NCBI's taxonomy places the organism in Eukaryota, Metazoa, Chordata, Actinopteri, Osmeriformes, Osmeridae.